CCCCAGCAGGGGGCAGCAGAGACCCUCAGAAGCAUCUUCUCUGCCGGAUAAUCCACAAGAAGAAGAACAGCAGCAGGAAACGUCAGCAAGCCAAAAUGGCUACAGGAGUGGAUCAAGCGGUUGGCAUGAGUCUUGUUGUCUUCAGCCUCCUGCUGUUUACAUACUACUCUGUCUGGGUCAUCAUCCUGCCCUUCGUGGACAGUGAUCACAUUCUGCAUAAGUAUUUCCUUCCUCGGGAGUACUCAGUCAUUCUGCCUGGCAUUGCAGCAGUAAUACUUCUCCUCUGUAUAGGGGCCUUCAUUGCAGUGAUCAUGUGGAAGAACCGCAAGCCAAAAAAAGUGGACUGAUCUCAGGAUGUUAGCGACUGCUGUGGAAAGGCCCCAAUGCAGAAAACUCUGUGGUGUCCCUGCGAGAGAAAUCUUAUCUCCAUAUACAUCAUUUGUAAUGAACAAUUGCUAAAUGGUAUUUAGUUAAAGAAAAAAUAACAAUGUUUCCUUAUAUUUACUUUAUAUUUUAGUACAGUAAAAGUCAGCGUCUAUGUUUUAAAACUAUGUGUUGAAUUUAAAAUCCUUCAACUUUAACAACUCUACCAAUGAGAAUCACUUGAAUCAACACUUUAAAACAUGACAUAUUCGCUUCACAUUUGUCCGAAGCUUCUGAGUAUUUGUGAAUCACUGCUGCAGACUGUUCUGUAGAGCCACAAGCUGUGUUUCCUCUGUCGGGCACUAGGCUGUAAACAGGAAUUCAUUUAGCUCAAGGUUUUAUGUCAGUUCACACGCUGUGGUGUUUUAUCAAAGUUAUAUUCAAUAGACUAAGAGGAUUCAAUUAGCAUCCAGCUGAUAACUUUUCAGACCAACGACUGCAAAGCGAGGACUUGUCAGUAUUUUGGACUUCACAGCAGUCUCCAUAGACUUAUGUCACUUUCGCCUAUUCAGAUACCACACAGAAACAAAUGAAGACAACCCUGAAGAUCCCCCAACCCCUCCGUGGCAGAUAACUUGGUAAUAGAGCUGUCAGAAACAUAUUUUAAUUGAUUUAAAUCUCAAUCAAUACAGCCCUGAAAUCGAAUAAAUUGAUUGAACUUUCCUCGGCCAUGGGCAGAUACAUAUGGGAAUUCUUAAUGUAGGUGGUGUUUCACUUUAAGGCCUUCCAUAAUGCAUUACUCUGCAGGAUCUACACCGGUACUCUCUAUACCAAAUGUUGUGAAUAUGUAAUUGUCCUCUCAAUAUGGAUCUCAGAUGGGAGGUGAAAUAUAUGUUCCUUUGUUAACAGUGACAUCAUGUUUGACUCUAUUGGAAGCAGUACAGGUCUUCAAAUAUGUAAAUAGUGACAAUAGGGUGUGAAAGUUUGACUGAUGUUAAUUAUUUUGAAUAAAAGCUAACAUUUUAUCUGGCACAAACAUACAGUGAGGCUGGUAAAGGGCCAGUUGUCCUUUUUAUAUGUUCAAUAAAAUGUUGAUGCUGGGAA
Eleginops maclovinus (Patagonian blennie) is the source of this 1467-nucleotide messenger RNA. It is a transcript of the gene dpm2, whose product is annotated as dolichyl-phosphate mannosyltransferase subunit 2, regulatory. The transcript is spliced from 4 exons. Gene Ontology annotation, molecular function: enzyme regulator activity. Lineage: Eukaryota; Metazoa; Chordata; Actinopteri; Perciformes; Eleginopidae. Gene Ontology annotation, biological process: GPI anchor biosynthetic process. Gene Ontology annotation, cellular component: dolichol-phosphate-mannose synthase complex; endoplasmic reticulum membrane. The coding region runs from base 96 to 347 and encodes 83 amino acids. The record is from RefSeq and is a predicted model, not a curated record.